GAAUUACAAAUUAUAGCAACUUUGGCAGGCAACAUGAUGGAUGCCAAUUAAGCAAAUGAAACAAAGGAAACGAAUGGCGGCCAUUGACCAAGAGUGUUCGAUCCAGGUUGUCCUAAAAAAAGGUCUGCAGUUGCCGAAAACAUCUAUGGACGGUGUUGUUCGUGGACAUUUAGCAAUGGACUGGAACGGGUGGCUGUUAGUAAAAGAUAAACAAAGAGUUUCCUACUUCAAUACUUAAGUUAGUUGCUCGAUUACAUUUGGUAAAUUGCGGUUAACAAUGUUCCCUAUAUAAUCAAAUCAGCCUAUUCCUGCACAUACAGUGAUCUGGAUCAUCCUCCUUUUUAACAUAUGUUUAUCAAAAUCCCCCCCACCCAUGUCUUGAAAUAGAAGAACUCAACAGCUCAUUGGACUUGGACCUCCCCUUUCUCCUUUCCUUCCUUCGAAAAUUGACAGUUAUCACAAAGUUCAGGUGUUCACCAACAAAAGAGAUGUCGCGUUUUUGGAUUGCGCUUAUUCUAUAUGGCUUGGCAGCCAUUCACAACCAUAUUGGCACAGCAGUAGCAGACUUUGAUGGUUUAGGUGUUUGCUAUGGAACGUUAGGAACCGACAUCCCCGACCCAAGAACUACAGUUCAAGUCUGCCAUAGCUAUGGUUUCAAGAAAAUCAGACUUUUCAAACCUGAUCUUAAGAUGAUGGAUGCUCUAAUCAACCAAAAUAUUGCAGUGAGUAUUGGCAUUGGAAAUGAUGAAUUACCAAAUAUUGGAACUGCUCUGAGCAGUGCGGAAAAAUGGUAUUCCACGAAUGUGAAGCCCUACAUUUCUAAAAUCGCCAUUGAAUAUAUCGUCGUCGGAAACGAGGCCAUUCCAGGUCCCUACGCCAAGUGGGUUGCAUCUGCAGUGAGAAACUUGAAGCAAGUGCUCUUGCAGUCAGACCAAGAUAGCAUAAAGGUGACCACGGCGGUUUCGACGUCGGUUUUGGGAGCAACAAUUCCACCUUCAAAGGGUAUAUUUAAGGCUGAGACGAGACAGAUGAUGGUAGAAGUGAUCCAAAGCAUAUCCGAGGGUAGGUCUGUACCAGUACUUAUGGUGCAUGCCUAUCCAUAUCGUUACCAUGCAGCAGGUCUCAUUCGACAAGAUUUCGCGACAUUCUCUGGACACAAACCUUAUUAUCACGACAACGGCAAAAAUUAUUGGAACAUGCUGGACGUGUUGGUGGAUGCUUUUUAUUCUGCAAUAGCGAAAGAGAUUAGGGGUGGAAAUCAAUUGCGUUUAAUUGUGGGUGCGAGUGGUUGGCCUUCUGCUGGGAAUAGAAGAUUCACGACUCCCGCACUUGCAGCCAUUUACAAUCAGAAUUUUAUGAGACGAGUAGUCAGGCGACAGGGGACUCCGGCUCAACCAGAAAAAUUCGUUGAUGGUUUUAUUUAUGCAUUGUUCAAUGAAAAUAAAAAACCAGGGGAUCCUGCUGACCAACAUUUUGGGCUUCUCAAUACCGACAAAACACCUGUUUAUCAUUUUGUAGUUCCUCAAUCUCCUAUGUUUCCUCCUAUUAUUAAAUCUAAUCCUGAAUCCUAGGACGGAUGCGAAGAUGUAUAUAACAACUUGAAAUAUGUAUUCAAAUGAAAUGCGAACUCUAGGAAGAUCCUAUAGAAUUCCAAGGGAUUUUGAUGCUAUUCAUGAAAGCAGCUUAUAACGCAUUCAGAGUGCUACUUUUUGCUUGUUUUUAUAUGCUUUGUAAAUUGUAAUCAAGCUUCCAUCUAAUAAAUUGUUCCUCAUUUUUUUU
Juglans microcarpa x Juglans regia is the source of this 1779-nucleotide messenger RNA. RefSeq names its product probable glucan endo-1,3-beta-glucosidase BG4. The record is from RefSeq and is a predicted model, not a curated record. Gene Ontology annotation, molecular function: hydrolase activity, hydrolyzing O-glycosyl compounds. The transcript has 2 exons. Gene Ontology annotation, biological process: carbohydrate metabolic process. Gene Ontology annotation, cellular component: plasma membrane. Bases 489 to 1571 code for a protein of 360 amino acids. NCBI's taxonomy places the organism in Eukaryota, Viridiplantae, Streptophyta, Magnoliopsida, Fagales, Juglandaceae.